AUGGCCGCGAGUUGUUUUGGUGUGUUGAGCGAGGCGGAAUCAUUUGUUAAAUUGAGCGCAUUCGUUAUGGCUUCUGGGACAGUCAACGGAUCUAAUAAUUCACCCGGGUCUGCCAAUCAUAACCACAGUUUGGAAUACUUGGAUAUGAAAAGCUCUCUCGUUGGAUCGACACCCUUUGAUCCAAAGAAGAGUAGAGUUACUGUGCAGCGUCCUGGAGAACAGAAAGCUUAUCAGUGCGGUCCAAAUUCCCGAAAGAAUAAGAAGGCUGAUUCCUCUGUUUCUCCUUGUCCAGUUUCAUAUAUCGUUUACAAUUGGUUUGCGCGCGCUACCAUUGACACGGUUAAAAUCUCUCCUUCUCUCUCCACUCCUCCUCUUCACUCUUUUCUUCCUCACCUUGAUCAUAUCCGUUCCUUCCUCCUAGCCACACGUGUCUCGCUCUCACCAGCAAGCGCACGUACUGCUGGUACUGCUUUCUGUUACUACAUGCCCUGGGGAUUCCUGACUUGUUUUCAAUGCCUUGAUCCCCAGGGUGUGCCACAGUGGGCGGCAUGCUAUCAGUCUCGCGCUCGGACCACUGUUUGCAAAAUUGUCGCUGCAUGA
Messenger RNA from Rodentolepis nana, 600 nucleotides. The record is from the annotation of a GenBank genome assembly. Lineage: Eukaryota; Metazoa; Platyhelminthes; Cestoda; Cyclophyllidea; Hymenolepididae.